Daphnia carinata is the source of this 882-nucleotide messenger RNA. RefSeq lists its product as uncharacterized. Gene Ontology annotation, molecular function: nucleic acid binding. Bases 1 to 882 code for a protein of 293 amino acids. Gene Ontology annotation, biological process: DNA integration. Lineage: Eukaryota; Metazoa; Arthropoda; Branchiopoda; Diplostraca; Daphniidae. The transcript has 2 exons. The record is from RefSeq and is a predicted model, not a curated record.
AUGGUGGCGGUGGAUUACUUCACCAAGUGGGUGGAGACUCGGGCAAUGCCUACCGGUACCGCUCCUGACGUAGCGGGUUUCGUCGUGGAACAAAUUUAUUUGCGACAUUGGUCCCCCGAAACCAUUGUCACGGACCGCGGCCGGUGCUUCAUUGCCGAAUUGUUUCAAGAGGUCACUCGUCUGCUGAGCACGAACCACAAGACAACGUCCGCGUUUCACCCGAGCUCCAACGUUCAGGUGGAGAGGAUGAAUCAUGUCCUAGCGGACAUGCUGUCCAUGUAUGUUAGCAGCGACCACCGUGAUUGGGACGAAGUCUUGCCGUAUGUUUGCUUCGCCUACAACACCAGCAGACAGGAGUCGACGGGUUUCAGCCCGUUCUUCCUCAUGUACGGGAGGGAGCCAUUGCUUCCUUCGGACCUCAACCUAGGGAUUGGUGGCAUCAUUACUAAUGAGAGUGCCGAACCCACCGAGAAUCGUUACCCCAUCCGUGCCAGCGGAACCGGAACCGGCAGUCUUGACCGAGACCGAGAGUCCCCUACCACCCGAAGCCGACGUGGCCGGAGAAAUCAACGCCCACUACGCAACAGGCGGCCUCCGUUGCGUUACGGGCUAGCCCUGCUGGCCCAAUUGUUCCUUCUGUUAACGGCGGCCGGUGAACCGCCCGCUUCCGAUCUAGUAGUCCGUGGUAGCGUCGCAUUCCUCGAGAAGGGGCAAGUGGCCUUCAGCGAGUCCACCUGGACCAUUGUGACCGAGUUGGCGACUAGACCCGCGCUAUCCAUGCUGGAACGUCUCGACUUCUGGCUGCGCGACUUAAAGCCUUACGUCGGGGACAAUAAGUUCCAAAUCAUGACCCAAGAAUACAUCAAGGCCCGGAAGCAGUGA